This is a messenger RNA of Acipenser ruthenus (sterlet), 3829 nucleotides long. RefSeq names its product serine/threonine-protein kinase PDIK1L-like. Lineage: Eukaryota; Metazoa; Chordata; Actinopteri; Acipenseriformes; Acipenseridae. Gene Ontology annotation, molecular function: protein kinase activity; ATP binding. The transcript is spliced from 3 exons. Gene Ontology annotation, biological process: protein phosphorylation. Bases 588 to 1613 code for a protein of 341 amino acids. The record is from RefSeq and is a predicted model, not a curated record.
AUUGUUUUACCUUAUGUAAUGUGUGUCUAGGGUUAUGAAAAUGGUUCUUACUUGAAGACGAUGAUACACACAAUGGUUAUAAAAUAACUAGCAGCUGUUUAUUUUUAUUUAUUUAGUUUCUGUUAUGGCCGUUGCCUCCCUCUACAGUUCUCGGGGUGAGCCAUUCACAGCGCGUGCACCGAAUUUGAAAAUGUUUUAGUAUUUUCUGUCAUUGUGUGUGGUUCCUCCUCGACAGGGACAGGACACGGAUCCUCCAGCGGGAGUUACAUAUCCGAGUGUUACAUAUAUCGUUUACCUGGGUCGGGGAAGUGGCUUUUCCAUCUGUUCAUGUUAGUCCGUCUCCUCUAUAUCGCCAGCUUCCUUAAAUCUCUUUGUGGUGCCGCCCUGAUCCCGAACGCCGUGCGCGCGCCGGGCCACAGAGAGCGAGCCGGAGAAGGUCCUCGAGCACUUCGCACACACACAGAUUGAAACAGCGCGAGAGCGAGCGCGGUGGUCUAUAAUGGCUGCCAGAAAAUCAAAAGCAAGAGAGAAAAAACUGACAAUAAAUCCAUAAUAAGAAACGUUCGACAGUAAUUAAUGGUGAGAGAAUGGUGAGUAGUCAGCCGAAGUACGAGCUGCUUCAGGAGGUGGGUCGCGGCGGUUACGGAGUGGUGUACGAGGCGCUGGUGAAGAAGACUGGUGCUCGGGUGGCAGUGAAGAAGAUCCGCUGCCAUGCUCCAGAGAACGUGGAGUUAGCACUACGAGAGUUCUGGGCUCUGAGCAGCAUCCAGAGCCAGCACCCCAACAUUAUUCACCUGGAGGAGUGCAUACUGCAGAAAGAUGGCAUGGUGCAAAGAAUGACGCAUGGAUCCAAUUCAUCUCUUUACCUGGAGCUGGUGGAGACUUCGCUGAAGGGAGAGAUUGCCUUUGACCCCCGCAGCUCCUACUACCUGUGGUUUGUGAUGGAUUUCUGCGACGGAGGAGACAUGAACGCGUACCUGCUUUCCAGGAAACCGAGCCGCAAGACCAACACCAGCUUCAUGCUGCAGCUCGGCAGCGCCCUGGCCUUCCUGCACAAAAACCAAAUCAUCCACAGGGACCUGAAACCGGACAACAUCCUGAUCUUGCAGGACAGGACCCCCACUGGCCUGCCAGAGCCCACUCUCAAAGUGGCAGACUUCGGCUUGAGCAAAGUGUGCUCUGCUUCCAGGCUCAACCCAGAGGAGCCUGUCAAUGUGAACAAGUGUUUCCUUUCCACAGCCUGCGGGACUGACUUCUACAUGGCCCCUGAGGUCUGGGAGGGACACUACACUGCCAAAGCAGACAUCUUCGCCCUGGGCAUUAUCAUCUGGGCCAUGGUGGAGCGCAUCACUUUCAUAGACACAGAGACCAAGAAGGAGCUGUUGGGGAGCUAUGUGAAGCAGGGGGCUGAGAUCGUGCCCGUCGGGGAAGCGCUUUUGGAAAAUCCCAAAAUGGAGCUCCACAUCCCUGUGAAGAAAAAGAGCAUGAACGCCAGCAUGAAGCAGCUGAUCAAGGAAAUGCUGUCUGCCAACCCUCAGGAGCGUCCAGACGCUUUCGAGUUGGAGUUGAGAUUAGUCAAUAUCGCUUGUAAAGAAUGUAACUGGGAUACGUGAGGAUUGGGAGAGGGGGGGUAAAUAAAAUAUAUAUAAUUUGUAUAUUGUUUUGGAUUUCUAUAGAAACUGGUGCUGUUUAACAUCAGCAUUUUCAUGGGAGCAAAAAUUGCUGUACUUCAGGAAUUCAGUUUACUAGCUUAAAAAAAAAAAAAAAAUUGAAACCCCUAGUUUGACAGUAUUGUUAAAUUAUGCUGCACUAAGAUUUCUUUUUUGUGCAAAAUGAUUAGUCUUAAUAUGUUGAGUUGUGGUUAUCCUCUGAAUUAGGGGAUGUAAAGAUAGUGGAAUGGCUGCUUGGCCCCGCACCACAUUCCAAACUGAAACGCAGUACCAGGGUUAUUGUUUUGCAUGCUAGUAGUGCAAAAUAAUUGUCAACAUUCAUUUGGAUGACCUCAAUCCAGAGCUAUGACAUUUGGCAGCCUGGUUGCACAUAUUUUAUCAAACAAAUAUUAAUCUGAAUGGAAAAAAUGAUGUGUUUUUGAACUCUGAAAGUCUUUCCCUGCUCUCAUUCAAACACGCUUCCUGCGGGGGUUUGUAUAGAAGUGCAGUAUGUGAUGCCUUUGUUCCUUGUUUGCUGUGAAAGUUGAAGUUUUUUUGGUGAAUUUUCUUUUUCCAUCAGGUGGUAUUUGUGAUAUUUUUUCUUUAUGAAAACAAACUUGAAGUCGUAUACCUUUCAUAUGGACAUUAUUUAUAAACAGAAUGUAACAAGACACAGUUUAGACUUGGAAUUGGACCUGUUUUCUACAAGUGUUCUGCAGGGUGAAACUAUAUUUAUUGUGACCUGAGAAUUGAAAGUCAAGUAAAAACAUGUCAAUACAGAACUUUAUUUUAUUUUUUAUAUAUUUUACUUUUGUAUUGGUCAUCAAAUAAUGCAAUAUGGGCCAGAAUAUGAAAGUAGAUAGAAUUUGUUUUACAUUUUUUCUUGAUAGUUUAAUUAAGUUUUAUUCCUUUCAAAAUAGAGGCAAACUUGCUUUUAAAUUGGGCCAUACUACUCUGUGUGUGUGUGUGUGUGUGUGUGUGUUAAAAUAUUUAAACAGCGGACAAGACAUCCUAUGGAGGGAAGACUGUGGUUAAAAGUGGCGUGCCAUUCCAGGUUGAAGGUGGUCAUUCCACCUUGCCCAGGGUGUCUCCAGGCUCUUCCUUUUUAGUGUGGCCCUGUGUGUGAAAACAUUGUUUUAGAUACAGGAAUGUCCAUGUCAAAGGGAUUUACACCCUCAAGUUUGGGUUGCAGGUGUGCAGCACCAAGUAGGUCAUCCAUGUCCUGAAACAACAUCGCUGCUAAAGCUGGCUGAUGUGAGUUAUUAUUAUCCCAUGUAACCUUUUCUUCCUUUCUUUCUUUCUUUCUUACCACAAAACUUUCGCAUGGAUACAAACAUGAUCUUUACCCUUCCAGUCCAUCCUUUUUGUAUGAUUUACAGACAUUCUUCUAACUCUUGUGUGUUGCACAUAAAUCUCAGUCAUUGCCCUGCUUGCAGUGGUUACUGUAUAUUUAUUGGAUGUACAAGAAGUUGAAGACAGUGGCCCCAUGUUCAUGAUUUUAACAAACCUAUUCCUGGGGUACAUUGUGUACUGUUUACUGUAAAUAAGUACAGUAAACUAGAUUGCCAUUACUGUAUUUUUGUGUUGUAAUCCAUGCCUUAUAUAUAUAUAUAUAUAUAUAUAUAUAAUAAUCAUAAAGUAUUUUGAAAGCUGUUGGUGUAGUCUGGUACACAUGAAAUAUGUACCACAGCAGUCUCUGAUGUAUGGGCAUAGCAUUUUAAAAGAGUGAACAUUUAAACCCCCAAACUAUUUUGUGUCUAAUAUAUUUUAUCAUAUUUUGAUGAUAUAGGACACACACAGUGAAACUGUGCCCAUAUUGAGGUUCUCUACACCAAAAUAAUAAUAAUAAAAAACAGUACUUGGGGUAACUGAAUAUGUGAGACAAGGUUGGCACCCUUCAAAUGAAGUGUCGUGUCUGCAUCCUGGGAAGAGAACAGGUCUGUACUGAAGGCAGGCAGUCUUAGCAAUAGCAGCCAAGUGGUAAAACCCACUUGCCCACUGCCAAAGUGGGAGUAAAAACAGCAGCCAAAUCUAAGUGAUAAACUUGACACUCAGUAUUUUAAGUUAUUGUAAAAUAUGUUUUAAAGAACAUUUAUAAAAGGUGAAAAUUAUGUAAUUUAUUGUGAAAUGUAUGAUUGUGAAAUGACUUUUUAAAUAAAAAUAUCAGAUCAUUUUAAUGC